Sorghum bicolor (sorghum) is the source of this 2270-nucleotide messenger RNA. RefSeq names its product shewanella-like protein phosphatase 1. The record is from RefSeq and is a predicted model, not a curated record. Gene Ontology annotation, molecular function: hydrolase activity. NCBI's taxonomy places the organism in Eukaryota, Viridiplantae, Streptophyta, Magnoliopsida, Poales, Poaceae. The transcript has 12 exons. Bases 203 to 1393 code for a protein of 396 amino acids.
CCGGAAACGACUGGCUCACAGUCACAGCAGGUCACCUCACCUCGCCCUCCUCUCCCUCACCAAGAACUUCUUGCCCAGUUUACAUGUCUGUACUUCCUAGCCGCUCAAUUUUACAGCGCAGAGCAGGAAGCAUCAGCUAGCUGCACGCCUCUCGCGUCGCUUGCCGCCUUCGCUCCUCCUCUCUCUUCCUAGCUCGCUUGCUAUGGCCGUUCUUGCGCUCAGGCUGGGUUUCGUGGCUCCGCCUUAUCCUAGGACCAGCAGCGGCAGGUUCGCCUUCUCCCCCUCGUCCUGCCGCGCCGCCGCCAACGACGUGGGGGUAGGAGGACCCGCGCGCCCGAUCACCGUCGACGGGGACCCGCCCACCGUCGUCUCCGCGCCCGGCCGCCGCAUUGUCGCCAUUGGCGAUGUCCACGGUGAUCUCUCCCAGACGAGAGCCGCGCUGGUGCUGGCCGGCGUCCUGAGCGCGGAUUCAGAGGGCCAUCUGUGGACAGGCGGACGCACGGUACUGGUUCAAGUUGGUGACAUCCUUGAUCGUGGUGAAGAUGAAAUUGCCAUACUCUCCCUGUUGAGCUCGCUCAACAUGCAAGCCAAAUCUCAAGGCGGUGCUGUAUUUCAGAUUAACGGAAACCAUGAAACCAUGAAUGUGGAAGGUGAUUUCCGGUACUGUGAUCCGGGAGGCUUUGAUGAGUGCGUGCGCUUCCUUGACUACUUGGAUGAAUGUGACGGCAACUGGGAUAACGCAUUUCGCAACUGGAUUAAUGUCUGUGAAAGACGGAAGAAAGAAUAUGGAGCUCUGCCUAAUGGGGACUGGCAUCCUUGGGACUUCGUCAAGAAGCAGAAAGGCUUUGCUGCAAGAUCAUCUCUUCUCAAGCGAGGUGGUCCGCUAGCUUGUGAAUUGGCACGGCAUCCUGUUGUCCUCAAGAUCAAUGACUGGAUAUUUUGUCACGGUGGCCUUCUUCCUCACCAUGUUGAAUAUGGGAUUGAGCGUAUGAACAGGGAAGUAUCAAUUUGGAUGAAAUGUUCAGGCGAAGACGGCGAUGAUGAGACAGACAUCCCCUUCAUAGCUACUAGAGGUUAUGACAGCGUGGUAUGGAGCCGAUUGUACUCACAAGAUCCUGCUGAGAGAACACGCCGUGCUUUGAUGCUAUCUUCUAUUGUUGCUGAACAAACCCUAGAAGCUGUAGGAGCCAAAGGGAUGGUAGUAGGGCACACACCCCAGAUGCAUGGAGUGAACUGUAAAUGUGAUGGCAAAGUCUGGUGUGUUGAUGUGGGCAUGUCCUCUGGUAUUCUUUCCUCAAGGCCAGAGGUCCUAGAAAUAGUCAAUGACAGACCAAAGGUUUUGAAGAAGCGGAGAGAAUUAUAUGAUGAGAUGGAAGUGUUGGACUAUUUGUAAAACCUUGAGAAACUUAUGUACAUAAUAGAAAACAUUAAUUGUCGUGAGAGGUAUCGUACCAGACAAUUUGGGUGGCAGUACUGAAUGCAAGAUGCUACAGAGAGAGAGAUAUAGAUCAGAAGGAAGGUUUUGUCACUAUGCACACCCUGUCCGCUGUGUGGCAACUGGCAAAGGCUUACAUGGACCACAUUUACAUGUUACUCGAUCAGCCCCGGUACGAUCUCUGAGUCUGAGGGACCGUAUCUUCACUGGUGCUUUAUGGAAGGUAUCGUUUAAGCGGUAUGGUACCACACUACCACCCUGAGCAUGAGCUUGGCGACGGGAAAACCAAAAGGGUGAAUCAAUACUUGGAAGGUUAUUGCCAUGCUUUGUGCAUGGUAAAUGGUUUCCGGUCUUUUUGGUCCAUUUCAGGUCUUAAACAAAAUUGGCAAGGUGGCGUACAUACUGUCUGAACCUUCCUGUAGCAAGAUUGAUCCUGUGAUCCAUGUCUCGCAGUUGAACCAACACCGGACCGGGCCUGCAUUCCUGGGGACGAGAAGCAUGUGUCUGUUCAUUAUAAAAAGUUAGUAUGUGUCUGUUCCUGUGAAGAUUCUGCAGCAACUAUUACUCCAUGUAAGAGUAGGUAUAAUAGUAGAUUUAUAGGCAAGCUAAUAUUGAUGUGGAGAAGAGAAUAAGAGAAAACAGGAGAGAGAUGAUAGCUUGAUUAUAUAAGUACGUACCAAGCUGGGCAUAGAUACAUAGGUAGUUGUGGGUCCAAAUAGCAAGUGUUGUGAGGAGAAAUAAAAAAGAAAAGGUGUUUUAGAGACAAGUAUGAGACAACUUAUUGUAUAACUUAGCUCCAAUCACUUGGUUUAUAGUCAAGCACUUGAUUCUAUUA